Oldenlandia corymbosa var. corymbosa is the source of this 2171-nucleotide messenger RNA. Lineage: Eukaryota; Viridiplantae; Streptophyta; Magnoliopsida; Gentianales; Rubiaceae. The record is from the annotation of a GenBank genome assembly.
GUUAAUCACAAACUUUUAUAUUAGUUCUAUUUUUCAAUAGUAAAAUUAUUUUGUUUACGACACAGGAGCAAGUUUCUUGCUAAAUUCCACGUCACCCAAUUGCCCCUAACCUAGCGGCUCGGAAAGUGAUUUUCUUCUGAGACUCAGGUUCGGAAAGUCUUCUCCUUUCUCUGCGCUCCCCAGUCUGCAAGGAUCAGACUCAAGACUCAAAUCUCAAACCUCAAACCUCAGCCUCGGAGACAAUCCCCGUGUAAUUUUCAGAGUCAGAGGGAAGGAGAACUUUGGGAGAUUUGAAUUCAAUUGCAUUUUUGAUUCAUGGGAACUAGGGUUCCUGUUGUCGAGCAUUAUACUUUAAGAACCUCGAAUUCGUACAUCGGAAGUUCGUUGCACGAUCUUAAUGCCGACGACAUAACUGGUGCCGCCGGCCCCGGCGGAGUUGUCGGUGACGGUGGGGUGGACCGCGGUGGCGAUGACGUUACUGAUGAUAGCUUGGGUAAUGACGACGACGACGACCCUGCAGCUGUUGUCAGUGAUUGCAUCCACGAUUCGUAUCGGAAUGCGUUGCCUCUUCAGAGUGUAGGGACCGAUGAUGAUCGAUCUAGUCUUGAAACAGCAGGGUCUUCUAGAGGUUCCUACAAUAUUUUUACCCCAGAGGAUGUAUCACCAAUCGAGACAGCAAGGGCAAGAUUUCUGGACAUCAUUGUGGACCACUUUAUAAAUCCACAUUUGGUUGAGGUGUCAGAUAUGUCAGCUGAUUAUGCAUCUCAGUCUGAGCAAGAUAACUUAAACAAGAGAAGAUUAAGGGAGAUCCAGUAUGAGGGUGAUGCACGGUUUGUUUUGCCUUUAAUGUAUGUAGCUAACUUGUACGAAACGCUGGUGAAUGAAGUCAACUUAAGGAUCUCUUCUUUUAAUGGGAUGCGUGAAAAGACUAUUGGUGUAGCUCUCGAAGCUGCUGGUGGCCUGUAUAGAAAGCUUGCCAAGAAAUUCCCUAGGAAAGGACCAUGCAGUUUUAGAAGACGUGAAUUGGCAACUUCUCUUGAGACAAGAUCAAGAUUUCCUGAAUUAGUGGUACAAGAGGAGAAGCGUGUUCGUUUCGUGGUAGUAAAUGGUCUAUCAAUUGUUGACAAGCCAACAAAUAUGCGUAAUGAUGAUGCUGAGUGGUUUAGGAGAUUAACAGGACGUACUGAAGUUGCCGUGUCGGCUGGAGAUUACAAAUUUUAUGCCCCAAGGCACAAAUACAGACGUGCUGGAUCAAGCAAUGUUCCCUGUAUUCCUGGUUUGCCUUCAUUCCCUGGCGUGGACUCUUCUCCUAUGCCUUCGGCUCAGGGUUACCGAUCCGUCAAUGAACCUCAGAGUACCAGCCAUCAAAGUCCAUCAAAACAACAUAUGCAGCACCUACCUCAUCAGCCUCAAUUCCAUCCUCUGCAGCAGAAUCAUCAACAUCACAUUGACCAGAGUCAUCAAGCACACUACUCCCACAACCAGCAUUGUGGUGCACCGCACAUGUCUGAUAUCACGCACCCCCAACAAUCUUCAGGCAUCCAUCAACAUUUGGCUUGCAUGCCAACAUUAGGUCAUGUUGGAGGUCGUCUGCAUGUAUUGCCAACUAGUCCUGCAAAGUACUGUGAUGAAUGUGGAACUCCUUAUUUGAGGGAGACUUCAAAAUUCUGCUCUGAGUGUGGCACCAAGAGGUUAGGAAUAUGAGAUGAUAUUCAGAAGCGUAAUUCCUUAGUUGUACAUAUGUAAAUGUAGGUCGUUCUUUGUCUGCUUUAUUGAUAUAUGUAGAAUAUAGUAUUUCUGAAGAGAGAAAGGCUUGUGUAGGAGUGUCAUUAAGAAGGUGACAUAUGCUGUUGAAUUACAUAUGAGUUUGGGCAAGGAAACUCGAUUAUUUAGAGAUUUAGAUGUUCUAAUAUUUGUACAUGUAUGUGCUUUCUUCUCUUUUGUAACAAAACUUUUGAAGAAAAGCUAGAAGCCUUGAAAUUCCUUUCCUGGAAAGCUUCUGAUGGUUUAUGGUAAAGAGAUGUCAAUUCAUAAUAGCUCUCUCGAUUAUGCUUCCGCCAAUUUUAUUAGUUCGUUUUUAUUAUCUUUUUUUAGUUUAAUAUGUGAACUAGUAUUAAAAUAAAACAAAUGAUGAACGAGAAACUUGUUUGGCAAUAUAUUUUGGGUGUAUG